AUGGCAAUUAGGCAGCUUGCCUAUGCCGGGCCUGCUGACAUGUUCGACGAAUAUCUACAGAUGGCCGAAACGACUGCCCUUAAGACGCUGAGACAGUUUUGCAAGGGUAUCAAAGAAAUCUUCAAAGGGGAGUACCUACGGAAACCAACGGCCGAUGAAUGCCAGAGACUGUUAAAUAUGCACGGGACUGUGCAUCAUUUUCCGGGCAUGAUGGGCAACAUCGAUUGCAUGCACUGGGAGUGGAGGAACUGCCCGGUGGCUUGGAAGGGGCAAUUCACUUCUGGUUUCAAAGGGCAACAUCCCACGAUGAUCCUUAAAGCCAACAACGACAUCAACGUUCUACAAUCAUCGCAUCUCUUCAAUGAUGAGUCCCGGGGUGAGGGUCCGCAAAUUAGCUUCGUGGCCAAUGGCACGCAGUACAACAGGACAUACUAUUUGGCCGAUGGAAUAUACCCUCGCUGGCCCGUGUUUGUCAAGACGAUCCGACAACCAGUUAGGCCGAAGCAGACCUAUUUUGCAAAAAAACAAGAGGGUGUUAGGAAGGAUUUUGAGCGGGCUUUUGGAGUCCUCCAAUCGCGAUGGGCCAUUAUACGGUGUCCGGCUCGACUAUGGCAUGAAAAUGAUGUCACGGACAUCAUGACUGCGUGUAUCAUAUUGCACAAUAUGACAAUAGAGGAUGAAGGCUUUGCUGCAGAGCGCUGGGCACCGGAAGAUGGUGCUAGCACAAGUCACGGUAUUGCAACCCCUCCUCUGCAGAUGGGUGUACCACGCAGUAAUGAAUACUUGAUUCAGCGCUUCACCAAUAUGCGGAGUGAAAUAUCACAUUCAACACUGCAGGCUGAUUUGGUUGAAGAGGUCUGGAACCGUAGAGGAGGGAGCGCAGCGUGA
This is a messenger RNA of Salvia hispanica, 888 nucleotides long. RefSeq lists its product as uncharacterized. Lineage: Eukaryota; Viridiplantae; Streptophyta; Magnoliopsida; Lamiales; Lamiaceae. The record is from RefSeq and is a predicted model, not a curated record.